UUGAUAAUUGUAUUUGUUUCAUUAGAAAUAAAAUAAUAACAAAACAUUGAAGAUUUAUCCAUGGUAUUGUCUUAAUAAGAACAUAAGUUAAAAUAUUUGAAACAACUUACCCACACCACUGAAAAUUAUUUGUUAUAAGAAAUAAAUUUCUUGAAUCCUUAUUAUAAAAGAGCCGACAUGACUGUUAAUAAUACAAUUGCACAUCAACGCUUAAUAUUAAGUGGGGACCGAGAAAGAUUCAAAGAAUUAUUGAGAAGACGUUUAAUUGAAUGUGGCUGGCGAGAUCAAGUGAGAAUGUUGUGUCGUGAGAUAGUUAAGGAAAAUGAGAGCAGCAAUGUCACUUUUGAUAUGUUGGUGACAAGGGUCACGCCUCGUGCUCGAGCAUUAGUCCCCGACACAGUGAAGAAAGAAUUACUACAGAAAAUUAAAACACAUCUUUUAACACAAAAAGAUCAGUAGACUUGUUAGAAUUUCACUCAAUGGUAUCGAAAUAAAAUUUGUUUUAC
Messenger RNA from Achroia grisella, 506 nucleotides. Its product is annotated as enhancer of yellow 2 transcription factor-like. Gene Ontology annotation, molecular function: chromatin binding; transcription coactivator activity. The transcript has 3 exons. The record is from RefSeq and is a predicted model, not a curated record. Gene Ontology annotation, biological process: poly(A)+ mRNA export from nucleus; positive regulation of DNA-templated transcription; regulation of transcription by RNA polymerase II. Lineage: Eukaryota; Metazoa; Arthropoda; Insecta; Lepidoptera; Pyralidae. Gene Ontology annotation, cellular component: DUBm complex; nuclear pore; SAGA complex. The coding region runs from base 178 to 459 and encodes 93 amino acids.